Molecule: messenger RNA, 606 nt
Organism: Cornus florida
Lineage: Eukaryota; Viridiplantae; Streptophyta; Magnoliopsida; Cornales; Cornaceae
Exons: 2
Coding region: 1-606 (201 amino acids)
Molecular function (GO): nucleic acid binding; RNA-DNA hybrid ribonuclease activity
Source: RefSeq, a predicted model, not a curated record
AUGUGGGUUGCCGGAGGAAUUGAUUGUGCAUCUUAUGUUUGCUUGCACUCAUUCUGUUCAGGAGGCCAGAAAACAAAGAAAAAAAUUGAUUUUGGUUGUUCUCUCACAUUCUGGGUGAGUUGGGUUCCGCCUGAUCAAGGGAUGAUUAAGUGCAAUUUUGAUGCAAGGUUUCUUCAUAGUCUUUCUCGUGGAAGUGGGGGUGCUGUGUUUCGUGAUUUUUGGGGAACUAUUCUUCAUGCUGUUGUGUUUCGGCUUUUUUAUGCUUCGUCGACGCUGAUGGCUGAAACGAUUGCAUGCCACUGUGCUAUCCUUUGGGCUUCCCAUUUUCGUUAUGACUGUGUAUGUUUCGAAUCCGAUGCAAAGGGCGUUGUUGAUGCAGUGAAGGAUGUUUCAGUUUGUCCAACAGAGAUUACUUCUUUUCGCUUUGAUAUUCAGAUGGAGCUUCAUUUGUUCUUUGUGGCCUCUUUGCGGCAUGUUCGUCGUUCCGAUAAUAGGGUGGCUCAUGCUUUUGCUAUGUUGUCUGCUGAUCGAGAGUUGGAUCAAUGUUGUCUGCUGAUCGAGAGUUGGAUCCUAUCUCGCCUUCGAUUGUUGAUUGUGCUAGAGUAG